This is a messenger RNA of Iphiclides podalirius (scarce swallowtail), 1152 nucleotides long. Lineage: Eukaryota; Metazoa; Arthropoda; Insecta; Lepidoptera; Papilionidae. The record is from the annotation of a GenBank genome assembly.
AUGUUCGUUUUACUGUAUCUACGUUCAGUUCAAUGUCAAUAUCCUGGAGCUGACUGCGUGGUGCAGGCUGAAAACCAGCCAGGAACAUGUGUGCUAUUGCAAGAAUGUAUUCCACUUAUCAAAGAGAUAAAAAGGUGCGGCCCUUCAAUAACACCGCAUUUAAGGAGAAAGUUACAGACUCUCUCAUGCGGUUUCCAACAGGACCGGCCGUUGGUCUGCUGUAGUUCAUUAACGGACGAGGAUGACGUUAAAAGGAAUGAGGAUAAUAAACACGGAACUCCAAAUAAUGUUCCAAACGAUGGGCCCCGUGCGGUGACGAGCCAUCCGAAACUAAAAUUAUUACCCACACAGUGCGGAGUCAUUGAGAGCGACAGAAUAUUUGGCGGAAACAAGACACGAUUAUUCGAAAUGCCCUGGAUGGUGCUUAUAUCAUACGAUUCAGCACGUGGCACAAAGCUGAGUUGCGGUGGUACUCUUAUAUCCGAGUGGUACGUUUUGACUGCUGCCCAUUGCGUGAGCUUCCUGGGACCUCGGCUUAAGUUGACGGGGGUCCUACUCGGCGAAUACGAUGUGCGGAGAGACCCCGACUGCGAGAGAGUAGAGGGAGAGUUGAACUGCGCGCCAAAUUCAAGGAAUGUUACAAUAGAUUCGGUAAUAGCACAUCCUGGUUAUACUCCACAAAACUUGGCUGAUGAUAUAGCCCUAGUGCGGCUAUCCGAACGAGCGGACUUUACUUUGGACAGCAUGAAGCCAAUAUGUUUACCGACCACACCUCAGCUUCAAAGGGAGCAACUAGAUGAUUUAAUGGGUGUUGUUGCGGGCUGGGGAGCCACAGAAGACGGGCUCCAAUCAUCAGUGUUGCUCAGCGUCGAUCUGCCCUUCGUAUCAAGGGAUGCAUGCCAAAAAGCUUAUAAUGGAUCUCAACAAAUCAGUCAAAAGCAGAUGUGUGCUGGAGGCGUACAAGACAGAGAUUCAUGCGGUGGUGAUUCUGGGGGUCCACUUAUGUAUCCAGGGAGAACAGCAGUUGGACUCAGAUACGUCCAACGAGGCAUCGUCUCCUACGGCUCUAAACGUUGCGGCGUUGGAGGCUUCCCCGGGGUCUACACAAACGUGGCUUUCUACAUGGACUGGAUAUUGGAUAACAUGCGCAGU